Brettanomyces nanus is the source of this 2454-nucleotide messenger RNA. RefSeq lists its product as uncharacterized. The record is from RefSeq and is a predicted model, not a curated record. NCBI's taxonomy places the organism in Eukaryota, Fungi, Ascomycota, Pichiomycetes, Pichiales, Pichiaceae. The transcript has a single exon. Gene Ontology annotation, molecular function: microtubule minus-end binding; gamma-tubulin binding. Gene Ontology annotation, cellular component: gamma-tubulin complex; equatorial microtubule organizing center; spindle pole. The coding region runs from base 1 to 2454 and encodes 817 amino acids. Gene Ontology annotation, biological process: meiotic cell cycle; cytoplasmic microtubule organization; mitotic cell cycle.
AUGAAUAAAGACCAAGUGGAGCAUGUUAUUCAAAAUUACUUAUUGAGACUAGCGAGAAGGGUGUAUCCGAGUGGGGAUUCAGCGGUUGUUCAUCUUCUUUCAAAGGACGCGUUUUCUAUAGUGGUCAGCGAAAGAAAUGAGCAACAAUGGAGGAGUUUAGAAGUUCUCAGAGCGAAAUACUCGUAUCAAAUACCGACAGAGGCUAUGCAAAAGUUCAUGCUGGUGGUUGAUGAGCUUUUAAGCAUGGAUAGCAAUGAUGAUGUUGCAAGCUAUUUGAUAGCACUAGACACUCAUACCGGUGAGAAAAGUGAAUCGUCAGCAGAUUCCGAGGUGCCAUUUUUGUCUCAAUCACAGUCAAGCUCUUCCAAGUCGCUUAACGAUAGAAUUUUGCCGUACUACAAGGAAGCUGGACUCGUUGAACCUCUCGAAAUUCUUCGCAAUUUGAUGUUUGCACUCAUAGGAUCAACUUCUGACCUAUUUCCAUUUGAAAAGGAUACCAUUAAGAUUCCAAUAGGUCUAAACUAUGGUGAAGUUGCACAAAUGUAUGAAUUAUUAGAACCAUGUCUUAUUCUCAAGAGUUUAACUCAGAUAGUAUAUGGAAAUGAAGUGAAAUCGCAGACUAAAAUGGCAUUUCAUAGUGUUAUACAAGAAGGAUUGCUCAAAUACACAGAUUAUGUUAACUCUAUAAAUUCACAGAUUCUUGAGGAACGAGAUCAUGUUCUAACUUUGCGAGGUCUUCAUUUACUUUUGUCAGAUUGGAUUCAGAGAUUGAAGCUGUUCUACUAUUUGGAAAUUAUGUCAGAGCGAAUGGAAAGCAACGAGUUUGUUUCAUUAUUAGAUCAGUUGUGUGGGCAAGGUGAUCCGAUGUUAAGAGAGUUGUCUAAAAAAUUCUUCCAGUACUGUAUUAAACCAUUUACUGAAAUGAUCCAGGAUUGGACCUUUUCAGGAGAAUUGAAUGAAGCCGAUGUUAAAGCUGAGAAUUUCUUCAUAAGCAAAAGAGAUAGUGAUAAGCUAGUUUAUCAGAGAGGAAGAGUGCCCAGUUGCCUCAAUGAGAAGCAAUCAUACAACAUAUAUCAGAUAGGCAAGUGUCUUAACUUCUUGAAGAACGAUUGCAAAGAGUUUGCAUGGUGUGAGCAGUUUAGAGAGAAGUACAGUCAUGAAAACUCCAGUGCUAAUAAUAUAGGUGAUUGGAAUUUUGAAAAAGCAUACCAAGAGAUUGUCCACUAUUGUUAUAGAGAGGUUAUAUGUAAGAGGUACGACUUGAUUCGGGAGAUGUCCAAUUUACACAGUUUCUUGUUAAUGGGACAAGGAGAUUUCAUCAGUGCGUUGGUAUUGAAAGCUUCUGAGUCAUUGAAUCAAUCGACAUCGUCUCUCUCUGCUAAUAAGCUUAUUCAGAGUUUACAGGAUUCUGUUGCCACAACCAGCGUUAAAGACCAUUACGAUAAGAGUAUUGUCGAUAGACUCGAUGCCAGAAUUUUGGAAAUGGAAAGCUAUGGAACGCUUGGUUGGGAAGUCUUUACGUUAGACUUUCAAUUAAAGUUUCCCUUGAACAAACUGUUUGAGGCCGAUCACAAGGAGUAUCUAAGAAUGUUCAAUUUUUUGUUCAAGCUAGUACGGAUGAGCUCUCUUCUAAACACUGGAUGGUCGGAUGCAAACACUUUGAAGAGAGAUACAAUCAGUGGAAUUUGCAAACGGGCCCGAGAAGUUAGAAGAUUGAAUAUGGAUAAAAGUAACGGACUCUCGUUGGAUGAUAUGAGAAGCCUGUGGAUAAUAAAGACAUUCAAGAGAUUGAACAUCUUGAGGAGCGAGUUUAUCAAAUUCAUGAAUGUUUUAAUGGACUACAUUUUAUUCCAUGUGAUCGAUAACAACUACAAGCGAUUUAUGGACGAUCUUUCUCACGGAAAAAAGGGGUUUUCGGAGGUUGUUCAAAAUGUAAUGAUGGGGAGCAGUCGAGUGAAAGAGCUCAGUUGUAUGAAAAUGGAUCCAAUUGAAAAUGAUGGCAUAUGGAGUAAAAAUACUACUGCAACCGCGAAGGAUUACAACUUGGAUGAGUUAGUUGAACUUCAUGGAAAAUACAUUAGAUCGAUUAGCAGAUGCAAAAUAUUGGAUAAUAGCAGUGGUGGAAAAAGUAAAGGCAGAUAUAGCGGACUGUUCUACAUUGAACAGAUAUAUGGCUUCUUAAGCAUGAUCAUCAAGUUUGUUGAAUUGAGCAAGGAAUUCAACAAUCUGUUGGUAGAGAUGCUUUCAGUUUCACAUCUAUCAGAAGAUACACUGAAGGAAGAUAAAUAUGACGAGUAUUUAAGCCGAAUGGAUAUGAAAUUCAACAGGUUGAUAGAGAAUUUGACCAAUGAGAUCAUCAACAAGUUUGAGGAUGGCUUGGAGCUAUUUACCAAAGAUCUAAUGAGCGAUCAGGAUGAAGAUCUAAGAUUCUUGGGCAAGCAGUUGGCGGAGUGA